GUCUCCGUAGUUGUUGCUUUUCAAAAUGGCUGCCUCCGCUGCUAGCAUCAAAGGAGCAGAAUUAUCCAAAGCGGAGUACCUAAAGCGCUAUUUGUCCAACGAUGAUGACGCCAAGAAAUCUAAGGGGAAACUUAAAAAGAAGCGGCAUAAAGUUCCAGGGAAAGGACUUACAAUAGUCGACGAUGACAUAGAUUGGAGACAGACGACGGAAGAGAAAAAUGAAGUGGAAGAGGACGACGAGGAAGCGCCCGUGAUUGCUGAAGUGAUUGAUGAGCGCCCCGAUGAUGUGAGGAUGAUGGAACUCUAUCGAAGCAGCUCCAGGUGGAGAGUCAUUGGAGAAGAUGAAAAGGAAGAGGAGGCCAGCCAAUCAGGAGACUUACCCAAGCAGUCAUCGGAAAGAAAAACCCGACAUGACUUUUCGGAUGCUUCCCCGCCUCGAAGAGGUCGCCACGAUUCCCCCGACAUCUCACCACCAAGGAAGAAACGCCACGAUUCUCCCGACAUGUCACCACCAAGGAAGAAACGCCACGAUUCCCCUGACAGGUCUCCACCCAGGAGGAAACGCCACGAUUCCCCCGACAUGUCUCCACCAAGGCAGCGUUCAGGAAAGUCAGGCAAAGCACAAAGCGCACCUGCCACCAGACGAGGUUCAGAUUCUGAUCAGUCGCCACCAAGGAAGAAGCAGCAGAAGGGACGACGGGAUUCUGACUCCGACCAGUCACCGCCCAGACGCGGGCGGCGUGGCGAGAAAGUGUCAGAUGACGACUUGUCGCCUCCUCGCAGGACGGGACAGGAGGGCAACAGUAUGCUCUCUGGCGGAAAGGCGGGUCUGGUUUCCUCGGAUGUUCUACGUAAGGAGAAAGAAGAGGCACGACGCAGAGAGGGAAACAACAAAGAGCUUGAAAAUGCAUCCCGCCACGCUCAGACUGUGUUUCGGGACAAGAGCGGCAAAAAGCGCGAUCUGGAGUCAGAGCGUGAAGAACAGAAACGAAAAGCUGAAGAAAAAGCGGCAAAGGAUGAGAAAUACGCUCAAUGGGGAAAAGGGCUGGCUCAGGGUCAGAUGCAGCAGCAGCGUCUGGACGACGCCGUGCGCGAGGCCCAGAAGCCGCUGGCGCGCAACUAUGACGACGAGGACCUAGAUCGCAUGCUGCGGGAGCAGGAGAGGGAGGGCGAUCCCAUGGCAGGCAUGUUGCGGCGCAAGAAGGAGCGCAAGACGGUUAAAGAGAAACCCAAGUAUAGAGGCCCUCCACCACCUCUCAACAGGUUCAACAUUUUACCAGGAUAUCGCUGGGAUGGGGUCAACAGGUCCAAUGGUUUCGAGCAGAAGCGCUACUCGAGGAUUGCGGACAAAAAAGCACUCCAGGAGGAAGCCUAUAAAUGGAGUGUGGAGGACAUGUAGACAAAACAAUACCAUAAAGUUGAACAAAAGCCUGUACAUAGAAGUGAACUGAGAAUCGUUUAGUGAUGGUGUAAAUAAUUAUAACAAAAUGUGGAGUUGUUAUUUUUCAAUGCUUUUAUUAAUAAAUCAUUUCACUUUGUAA
Molecule: messenger RNA, 1541 nt
Organism: Syngnathus typhle (broad-nosed pipefish)
Lineage: Eukaryota; Metazoa; Chordata; Actinopteri; Syngnathiformes; Syngnathidae
Gene: bud13
Product: BUD13 homolog
Exons: 9
Coding region: 26-1399 (457 amino acids)
Biological process (GO): mRNA splicing, via spliceosome
Cellular component (GO): U2-type spliceosomal complex; RES complex
Molecular function (GO): RNA binding
Source: RefSeq, a predicted model, not a curated record